UGGAACAUUUGGAAUAUUUAUAAUGAAAGAAGAAAACUAACACCAGACUCUAGACCAGUCUAUACUAUGGAUAGAACCCUACAAUACCUACAACUACCUCCAUCCUCUAUCCUCUGUGGUGACUUCAAUGCUCAUCAUAGUUGGUCGAACCCUGGAGUUGAACAACAAAUCAGGGGUGACAUACUAGUAGACUGGUUUAGAGCUAACAGAUGUGAUCUAGUCAACGGUGCAGAUACACCUACAUACAACUACACACAUGGGAAUAGGACUUCAAUUUUAGACUUAACAUUGGCUACACCUGAUAUCUUUGAAAGACUUAUUGACUGGGCAGUAGAUCAGGAUGCACAUACUGGCAGUGAUCAUGAAGUGGUAAGAUUCUCUCUGGUAUUGAAUACUGACACCUUAGUUCCAAGUCCUAUGAGCAACAAAUUCAACUGGCAGGUAGCAGACUGGGAGUCUUUUCAGAAAACACUUCAGGAAUUGAUGGCUAAGUCUUCUCCUAUAUUUAUUCCUCUCGUUGAUGAUGGUACAGCUGAAUCCUUAGACCAGGCUGCCUCUAUUUUGACAGACUCAAUCCACCAGUCCCUCUCCCUCCAUGUUCCUCUUAGCAAACCUUGCUCUAGAUCAAAGAGGUGGUGGACUGAGGAACUUACUGGCAUGAGAACUGAGAUGGCUAAAUGUUACAGAAAAUGGAAACACUCCAGACUUGAGACUGACUACACUGACUACAAAAGAUCUAGGAACAAAUACUUUAGGAAGAUUAGAGACUCCAAAGCUAACUGCUGGCAGAGUUUCCUCAACACUGCUUGAGGUCAGGAUAUCUUUACUGCAGUUAAGUAUAGUAGACCAACUAAGUUCCUCAAAACUCCACCCCUCUCUUUUGACAAACAGUGUGCUACUGACUUUGAUAGUAAGUGCAUGAUGUCCAGAGAAGCCAUGUUCCCUGAUCCACCUGCCAGCAAACCAACUUUCAGCCAUGAGGACACAGAAAUAGAUACGUGUUUUCCCUGGUAUGAUAUUACUGACACUGAGGUAAAAGAUACAAUCUUCAAAUCUGCACCUCACAAAGCUCCAGGACCUGAUGGUAUUAACUUUCUUUGUCUGAGGCAAGUGUAUCAUGCAAUUCCUAUACCUCUUGUUAAGUUGUUUCAAGCUGUACUGAAGACAGGUUAUUAUCCCCAAGGCUGGAGAGAGGCAACUGGAGCUAUAAUCAGGAAACCUAACAAAGCAGACUAUACUACCCCCAAAGCCUAUAGACCUGUCUCUCUGCUAAACUGCUUAGGAAAGAUUUCAGAAAAGAUUAUGGCCAACAGACUAGCCUACAUUGCAGAAACUAAAGGGCUGCUACACUAAGAGCAAAUUGGAGGAAGGAAAGGAAGAAGUGCAGUGGAUGCAGUGAUGGCAUUAACACAUGAUAUUCAGCAGGCCAAGUUAAAUGGUAAAGUCCUUUCUGCCCUCUUUGUUGAUGUCAAAGGUGCAUUUGACCAUGUUAGCAAAAUACAACUACUCUUGGUGCUACAGUCUUUAGGAUUUCCUUCCCCUAUUCUUACCUGGACAGACAGCUUCCUCUCCAACAGACAACUGGGGUUAGCUUUUGAUGGACAAAGACAACCUCUCCUACCAGUCAACACAGGUAUUCCUCAAGGCUCUCCCAUUUCACCAAUCCUCUUUCUAUUCUACUUGACAAACUUGUUCAAGGACAUGGAGCCAGGAGUUUUAACUCCACAGCUAAGAUCCCCCUCUUUCAUUGAUGAUAUUGCUUUUGUAGUCACAGGCCCCUCUGAGCAGACCAACUCCAAGGCAUUGGAGGUGGUAGCCAGAAGGGCCUGGAGUUGGGCAGCUAACAAUGUAAUAGUAUUUGAUGAUCCCAAGACAGAUCUGAUGCAUUUUCACAACAAAACCAAUGACCUUACUACCAACUCCCCUGUCACUCUUGCUCAUGGCACU
Messenger RNA from Tuber aestivum (summer truffle), 1947 nucleotides. The record is from the annotation of a GenBank genome assembly. NCBI's taxonomy places the organism in Eukaryota, Fungi, Ascomycota, Pezizomycetes, Pezizales, Tuberaceae.